Molecule: messenger RNA, 1071 nt
Organism: Annulohypoxylon truncatum
Lineage: Eukaryota; Fungi; Ascomycota; Sordariomycetes; Xylariales; Hypoxylaceae
Product: alpha-N-methyltransferase NTM1
Exons: 3
Coding region: 334-1053 (239 amino acids)
Biological process (GO): N-terminal protein amino acid methylation
Cellular component (GO): cytoplasm
Molecular function (GO): N-terminal protein N-methyltransferase activity
Source: RefSeq, a predicted model, not a curated record
GGUAGGUACAUUGAUAGCUUGCUGGAGAGUUCCCACUAUAAAAAGGACGCCAAACACGUGAUAACCAAGAGAACCUCAAACCUAUUAGGGCUCUCCCUUUUCUCUUGAAACUCAUCACCAUUACAAAAACACGACUCGGAUUGAUUCCGUUUGCAAUACACCAUGGAUUGCCAAUAACACAUAGUAACGUAUGAAAAUAUCCGUUGCUACCUAAUUUUGGGCAUAUAUUCGACCACGUUACCAAAAAUUUCUCUUAUCAACUGGUUUCGUCUCCCUAGACGUUUAGUCCGCGGAUGACACUGCGGAAGAAUUAAUAAAGGAAAGAAUAAGAAAAUGGGACACGAGAUGUCGAGCUCUGGAAACUCCUCUACGGUGCCGGACUCGCUGAUCAGCGCCGAUGACGGCCGCCGGUACUGGUCGGGCAUUGACGCCGACGUUAACGGCAUGCUGGGCGGCUACCCCGGCGUCUCACGCAUCGACUUAAGGACCUCGGGGAGCUUUCUUGCCAAACUCGGGCUUGGCCGCACCAAGGGCCAGAAGAAUGUGAAGAGGGCAGUUGAGGGCGGUGCAGGGAUCGGACGCAUAACGCAAGGCCUGCUCCUGGAGGUCGCCGAGACGGUCGACGUGGUCGAGCCGAUCGCCAAGUUCACGGCCGCGCUCGAGGGCCGGCCGGGCGUCGGCCGUAUCUACAACGUCGGGCUCGAGGAGUGGCGCCCCGAGGAAGGCGCUACGUACGACCUGGUGUGGAACCAGUGGUGCGUCGGACACCUGACCGACCUGCAGCUCGCGGCGUACCUGAGGCGGUGCGGCGCCGCGCUGAGUGUGGGCGACGACGGAAAGACGAAAGGGGUUAUUGUGGUUAAGGAGAACUUGAGUACGGCUGGGAGGGAUUUGUUUGAUGAGCUGGAUAGUAGUGUUACGAGACAAGACGAAACGUUCAGGCAGAUUUUUGAGAAGGCGGGAUUAAGUAUAGUUAGGACGGAACUACAGCACGGGUUCCCUGAAGACCUGUAUCCCGUACGCAUGUACGCGCUGAGGCCUAAGAAGACCUAAUUCAGAACUGAAGUAAAA